This is a messenger RNA of Fusarium odoratissimum NRRL 54006, 1839 nucleotides long. Its product is annotated as oxidoreductase. Bases 570 to 1631 code for a protein of 353 amino acids. The transcript has 3 exons. Gene Ontology annotation, molecular function: oxidoreductase activity. The record is from RefSeq and is a predicted model, not a curated record. Lineage: Eukaryota; Fungi; Ascomycota; Sordariomycetes; Hypocreales; Nectriaceae.
GCGUCUCUUGUUGUUUUUCUAAAAUUAUUGACUUCUCUCAAUGGGAAGAUUAUAGUAGCCAGGUAGGCUCAAACUUGUUCAGAUUCAUGGAAGCUUGACCCUUGGUCAUUGUCUGUGCAAACAUUUUAAGUUUUGAUGGCACCAGCACAUGGGUUGAGAUACCAAGCGAGUCACUUAGCUUAUAGGAGCUUCAACUCCUUCAACUCCUUUCGUUAUCACGGCAUCGUGAUCGGUGGUCAAAGGCUGAAACGCACAAUAUUAUUAAUCCACCAAUGCCUUGUCCUGGCCAGUAAACAAAUGUCUCGGAUGAUGAUCCGAUUAAACUCUCAUGGCGCUCAUUUGACUGUAACUAUCUACCAAGAUCAUACCCCGCCCGAAGCCGCAGGCGUUGGUGGGGUGCUAUGAUGAGCUGCAGGUCGCGGAAAGGCACGACAAUAAAGAGCUGGAGUUUACGAGUCACAUCUCCGAAGCAAAUCCUUUCCGAGGAACUAUAAAGAGCUUCACCCCUCCAUCUUCCAUCUACUAGUAGUCUUGAAUUAAAACACUUACAAACACCAUCGACCGUCGCAAUGCCUCUCGUAACCCAGAACGUCAAGCCUCGUGUUAUCCUGGGUCUAAUGACCUUUGGACCCCCUGGUAGUGAACAGCUCGACGCGCGUAUCUUUGACCCUGAAACUUACAAUAAGGCUCUUGACAUCUUUCAAAGUAAGGGUUACAACGAAGUCGACACUGCCCGCGUCUAUGUUGGCGGCAAACAGGAGGGCUGGACUGGCUCGCAGACCAACUGGAAAGAGAGAGGACUUACUGUGGACACAAAGGUCAAGUAUCCUGUCCAGCCUGGCGAGAACACAUACGACAAGGUCAUCGAGUCGGUUGAGACCAGUCUGAAGGAGCUGGGAACUGACUGCAUCGAUCUGCUCUACCUCCAUCGUCCUGACCGCGGCACUCCUUUCCAAGAAACCCUCGAAGCUAUCAACAAGCUACACAAGGAUGGGAAGUUCGUCAAGUUCGGUAUCAGCAACUUCACGGCGUACGAGGUCGCAGAAGUUGUCAUGAUUUGCAAGUACAACAACUGGGUCCGGCCCACGGUCUACCAGGGCAUGUACAACUGUCUCACCCGUUCCAUCGAGGCAGAGCUUUUUGUAGCCUGCAGGAGAUACGGCCUCGACAUCGUUGUGUACAACCCAAUCGCUGGCGGUCUCCUGUCUGGCAAGAUCAAGUCGAUGGACAUCAAGCCCGAGAGCGGCCGCUUUUCUGAUCAGAGCAAGAUUGGUACGGCAUAUCGCCAGCGAUACUUCAGAGAGAGCACAUUCAAGGCUCUGAAGGCUAUUGAGGAAGCUACGGAGAAGAACGGACUGAGCAUGCUUGAGACAGCAUUGCGAUGGAUAAUCCACCACUCCGGACUAAAAGUCACAAACGGUAACGAUGGAAUUAUCAUUGGUAUGUCUAACAUCCAGCAGCUCGAGCAGAACCUUGAGCUCGUUGAAAAGGGACCUCUGCCCGACGAGGUGGUAAAGGCACUUGACCAGGCGUGGCUGUACUCCAAGGCAGAUACGGCCAACUACUGGCAUGGGGAUUUGGAGUAUACAUAUGAUGUACACGAGGCUCUGUUUGGUGCGUCGGCCAAGUAAAAUAGCAAUAGGCAGAAGUAAUACAGAGCUUGGUAUAGACUACCUAGACCCUUGAAUAUAAACCCACGUGCUGUCAGUCAUUUCUGUUGGUGGCAUGCUGAUACCGUUCACAAAGGUUGUCUUGGUUUUGGGGGCGCGUGGAGAGAAGGCGGAGGGCACAUGACCGAAGGCGUCAUUUGUUUGCAGGACAAGAUAAGAGCAAGGUAGC